GCGAGGAGGAGGAGGAGGAGGAGGAGGAGGAGAGGCAGCAGGAAACCCAGCCCACACUUUGCCUUCCUGCUGCCUCCUUCUAAAACCCGCAGAUUCCUCCAGCCUUCCCCAGCGCCUGAAGUUUCCUCAGCCCAGCUGCCAGGACUGCGAGGGUUUGCUGAAAGAUGAGAGCCUGGAUUUUCUUCCUUCUCUGCCUGGCAGGCAAAGCCCUGGCAGCUCCGCAGGAGGCCCUGCCCGAUGAGACGGAGGUCAUCGAGGACCCCACCACGGAGGAGCCUGUGGGGGCAAACCCCGUCCAGGUGGAGGUGGGGGAGUUCGAGGAGCCCACAGAGGAUGUAGAGGAGAUCGUCGCAGAGAACCCGUGCCAGAACCACCACUGCAAGCACGGCAAGGUGUGCGAGGUGGACGACAACAACUCGCCCAUGUGCGUGUGCCAGGACCCCUCCAGCUGCCCAGCCACCUCUGGAGUCUUCGAGAAGGUCUGCGGCACCGACAACAAGACCUACGACUCCUCCUGCCAUUUCUUUGCCACCAAGUGCACCCUGGAGGGAACCAAGAAGGGACACAAGCUGCACCUGGACUACAUUGGGCCUUGCAAAUUCAUCCCCGCCUGCCUGGACACGGAGCUGACCGAGUUCCCCCUGCGCAUGCGGGACUGGCUGAAGAACGUGCUGAUCACCCUGUACGAGCGCGACGAGGACAACAACCUGCUGACCGAGAAGCAGAAGCUCAAGGUGAAGAAGAUCCACGAGAACGAGAAGCGCCUGGAGGCCGGCGACCACACCGUGGAGCUGCUGGCCCGCGACUUCGAGAAGAACUACAACAUGUACAUCUUUCCCGUGCACUGGCAGUUCGGGCAGCUGGACCAGCACCCCAUUGAUGGGUACCUGUCCCACACCGAGCUGGCCCCGCUGCGCGCCCCCCUCAUCCCCAUGGAGCACUGCACCACCCGCUUCUUCGAGGCCUGCGACCUGGACAACGACAAGUACAUCGCCCUGGAGGAGUGGGCCAGCUGCUUCGGCAUUAAGGAGCAGGACAUAGACAAGGAUCUCGUGAUCUAAACCCCCCCAGCUUCCUCCUCCGCUGCCAACUUUGUCUCGUUUUAACCUUCCCACUUCCUUCGGUCUUUGAACCGCUUUCGUUUCAUUUCGUUUUCCACGGGAACAAGGUGCUAAUAUAGAUCUAAACAUAUGUAGUAUCGGUGCUAAGAGAAGUAACAGCCCUUCACAGCCUAACCCGUUACCACUACAUUGCCCACCUGGCUCUUUCCACAUGCCCUCACCAGCCCUCUCUCUCCCCGACGUGCCUUUACGAUUGUCCGACCCUGUUCCUGGACGAAAUGCCCGCUCUGUAUCUCUCCCGGACCGACUCCUGUUAUCUCCUUACCUACGGCAUGUUCUCGGACACGCGGCACGGACACAACGGGCUCAGCUGAUUCACUGCCCGAGCCCCAGAGCACACGGGAGGCAGAGCCAGGGGAUGUAGAGGGGGCUUUCGGGGCGGGUGAUGCAGUGGUCACCCAGCUCGUGGUAGGGGGGAUGGAGAGGGGUGAGGAAGGCAUAGAAAGGCAGGAUUUUGUUCUGAGUUGUUGUUUUUUAAAACCAUUCCCAGGGCUUGAAUUUAACAAUCAUUGGGCACCAAAAAAUAAAAAAGGGCGAAUCCAAGAAACAAACAGGAAAAUGCACAAAAAAAAAAAAAAGAAAAGAAAGAAAGAAAGAAAGAAAACAAAUAAAACAAAGUCAUCCCAUCCUGUAAAAUCCCCUCAAGAGAAAUAAAGGUUUGAAAGUGCUACGUGCUUUACCGUUACUCGAUGACUGUACUGCUCUUGUGUUCUCUCUGCUGCAAGGGGAGAUGUGGUGUGGACGUGGGUGCUCGCGGCUGAGAUCAAGCCCUUGGCUCCCCAGGUCACGGUGCCCACCUCUGCCUCGGUUGCUCUUAAAUUCCAGCCCUGUUCUCCCGGGGAAGCUGUGCUGGGCUUGGAGGGGACGUUUCUGCUCGGAGGGGCGUGCUUGCCACACGCACGACGCGGUGCUUUUAUCCUGGUGUGGAUUUUGGGGUUAAAGGAUGGGCGGGAGGGAAGGGAGAAGUUAUUUGGAUUUUGCUUUAUAGAAAGUGUCCUGCAGGAGCGAAGGGGUGGUUAAGUCUCACAGGCUGAGAUCUUUUUUUUUUUUUUUUUUUCACCUCUGAAUGUUCCCUGUGCCUUAUAUUAUUAAAUUCUUGCCACAGUG
Oxyura jamaicensis (ruddy duck) is the source of this 2228-nucleotide messenger RNA. RefSeq names its product secreted protein acidic and cysteine rich (gene SPARC). The record is from RefSeq and is a predicted model, not a curated record. Gene Ontology annotation, biological process: anatomical structure development. The transcript is spliced from 10 exons. Gene Ontology annotation, molecular function: collagen binding; protein binding; extracellular matrix binding. The coding region runs from base 165 to 1061 and encodes 298 amino acids. NCBI's taxonomy places the organism in Eukaryota, Metazoa, Chordata, Aves, Anseriformes, Anatidae.